UGUUUAGAUUCUCACAUGUGUAGUCAGCGAGACCGGUGGCUAAAAAAUAUUUGAACGCUUUCUCGCUUUACCUCUCAAACAAGAUGGGGAAGAAACGGUCGAGUGAAGAUGUGGAUGAGUCCAACACGCAUGCGAAGAAAGGAAAAGUAUCUGAGACAGCGGAGUUCAAUGGAACCGUUUUUAAAGCCAUGUUGAAGGAGCCGACCAAGGCAAUGAAGGGUGAGUGGCAGUGUUGCUAUUAGCUACCGUUAGCUAGCUAGCUACAAUGGCGCUAUAACGUAUUGUUCUCAACUUUGCAGUGAUAUGAUUGCACUCUUUGUUUUCAUUAUUUUGCAGAUAGUAUGUCAAUUAUCAAAGGUGUUAGCUGUGUUGUCAUUGAAUAUGUCAAUACUAAACAACCGCUGUCUGUUUUCAAAACUCGUUCUCUCUGCACUGCAGGCUUGGAGACAUUCAUCACGACAGCAAAGAAGCUGCCAUGCUCUGACCUGUACGACGUCGUUGAGGGCUACAUCAAGAUCUCCAUGGAGUGUUCUGAGAUCUUCAAACUGCUGGAGGGAGACAAGCAGAAGGAGAGCGAAGUACGUAGAGUACAGCAUUUGCUUCUGUCAGUCUCCUGUUCACUGGAAAUCAGUCUAUUCACUCACUCACACACACACACUAUGUAAUAAUCUGUUAGACAUCACAUUGUCCUUGUCUCUGUCCAGAUGAUGGUGAUCUUCCAGAGUUUGGAGAUGAUUCUGCUACGUACGGCCAGUGAUCUCUCUCAUUUCAGCAUGGUGGGAUCCACUAUAGUUAAGAAGGCUGUCUCCAGCAUUAUGAAACUCAUACAGACAUCCCUACACUCAGAAAACCACAGGUACAUUGGAACAUGAAGCAAGUUUUGUUUGAACAAAAUCCAGAUUGUGUGUGUGUGUGUCAAUCUAACAUAGUGUUGCCGUCUCCUCUUGGCCAGGUUUGUCCGUCAGUGCCUGAGUUUCCUGUCAGCCAUGGUGUCCCAGGGAGCAGACACAGCCAGAGAAGUCUUCAGCCACUUCCACUUCACCAAAGGCCUGUCUGCUCUGGCCAAGAGGAAGGAUAAGAUGGUAAGAGACCUGGCUAGUGUCUGGCUGCAUCCCAAAUGGCACCCUAUUUCCUAUAUAGUGCACUACUUUUGACCAGGGCCCCAUAGGGAAUAGGGUGCCAUUUGGUGCACCCUCUGUAUGAAGGGUUUAUAGUUCUCGUUAGUGUCGUUGUAAACCAACUGUUGGGUUCCUCUGCUCUUCUGUAGUGUCGUGUAUAACUAAGGUCAAGAGGUCAUCCUGACCGUUUGAUCUGAACAGGAACAACGAUGUCCCAUAGUUAGAACCAGGGCUUGGAUUCAGGUUAUAACUAUACAUCUCUAACCACUAGUAUUCUGUGAUCACAUUCAUCUCUCUCUCUUUCACUCCCUCUCUGUCUCUCUCUCUCUGUCUCUCUCUCUGUCUCUCUCCCUCUCUCUCUCUCUCUCUCUCUCUCUUCCUCUCUUUCUCUUCGUCUCUCCUCUCUCUCUCUCUAUCUCUCUGCUCUCUCUCUACCUCUGUCUCUCUCUCUGUCUCUCUCUCUGUCUGUCUCUCUCUCUACCUCUGUCUCUCUCUCUCUCUCUCUCUCUCUCUCUCUCCUCUCUCUCUCUACCUCUGUCUCUCUCUCUGUCUCUCUCUCUCUCUGUCUGUCUCUCUCUCUACCUCUGUCUCUCUCUCUCUCUCUCUCUCUCCUCUCUACUCUCUCUCUCUCUCUGUCUCUCUCUCUCUAGGGUAGACCUGAUGUCCGCAUGGCUUACAUCCAGUUUGCCCUCUCCUUCCUGGUCUCUGGUGACAACGCUACUAUUGGACAACUACUGGAGAUGAAAGGUCAGGAUUAUACUACAUUUCAAAAUGAUGGAAGAUAUAACAAGAAUAAUGCGAAUAAAAUAAGUUUGAAAAUAUAGGAAUAUAGGCCUACCUUUCCAGUGUUUCAUGAUGAAAUGUUUUAUUGUUUGUCAGAUUUCCUGCCAGACAUUCUAAGCAGCGGACUGAAGGAGGAUCGUUUAUCCAUUGUCAACCUGAUUCUGUCUACUCUGCAGACUAAGGUAGGGCCUACUCUCUUAUCUCAGUGACUUGUCAUUUCCACCUUUUAGUUGUCAGGGUAAUGAGUGAAAAGGGCUAUUUAGUCAGGAUGAUUAGGAGACGUUAUAAGGUGGUUGUACGUGCUCAUGACAAGUAUUAUAGUGCAUUAAUAACUGCAUCCUAAUGCAGACUUUAAGUGACGUGUAACAGAGUGUUUCCUCUGCUGAAGGUGGUCCAGAGCAAAGCCAUCAGUAAGACCCAGAAGGUACGUUUCUUCACCCCGUCUCUCCUGGCCCAGAUUGCAUCUCUCUACAGGUGGAAUGGCAUUGUGGAUGCAAGCACAGACGACAGCAAGGUAAUGGCUCUAUCCAAUAGUUUUCUCUCUCUCUCUCUCUCUCUGUUAGAGCUUUGGGCCAGUAACCGAAAGGUCACUGGUUAGAAUCCCGGAGAUGACAAGGUGAAAAAAUCUGUUGCUGUGCCCUUGAGCAAGGCAUUUAACCCCAAUUGCUCCAGGGGCGCUGGACAACGGUGACCCUGGCCAUGACCCCACUCCCUGGGGGUGUCUCCAGGGGGCAUCGGGAUAUGCAAGAAACACAUUUCCGUUACACCCCCUACAUGAUUCUCACUCACUCACAAUCAUCACUGAGUGUUGUUUUGAAUGUCCAUUUCUUCAGAUGGCAGAGAAUGCAGAGGAAGCAGGGAAGAUGGUCGUGAGGGAACUGGUUCACAACUUCCUCCUGGAUUUGUGCUGCUCCCGGAAACAUGGCAUCAGUUUCUAUGAACCCAGCUUUGGAACGCCGGCAGGUCAGUCAUGGAUCUGAUGCAUCCGGGCUCUUCAUUCUCCCUCUUAUCCUUUUGUGUCCUCUCUCUCUCUAAUAGGUAAAUAUAAUAUAUAAAUAUGUUAACAUAUCUAUCUACUAGGUCAAUCAUCUUAUAUAUAUAUAAAAUCUGUAAAUAUAUCUAUAUUAUCUAUAAUCGGUACCAAAGUAUAUUAGAUAAUAUAUAUACUAUGAAAAUAUAUCUCUGUAAUCUAUUAUAUAUCUCUGUACCAUCUAUAUGUAACAUAUAUAUAUUCUCUAUAUUAAUAUGUAAUAUAUCAUUAUAUCUAUAAUAUGAUCUGAGAUAUCUAUACUCUAUAAUAUGCAUAUAUAACUAUAAUAUGUAAUCUAAUAUAUAUAUAAUCGUAAUUCUAUAUAUAUAAUCUGUCCUCUCUUCUUAUCUAAUAUGUAAUAUCUCUACAUAUGUACUCUCUAUGCCUCUGUCCUCUAUCGCUCUAUGUCCCCUCUCUCUCUCUCUCCUCUGGCCCCCCUCUCUUUUCUAUCCUCUUCCAUCGGCCUCCUCUCUCUCCUCUGUCCUCUCUCUAUAUCCUCUGUCCUCUCUCUCGAUCCUCUCUGUCUCUUCAUCUCUCUCCUCUGUCGUCUCUCUCUACUCUGUCCCCUCUCUCUCUCCCUCGUACCCUAUCUCUCUCUCUCUCCCCUCAUCCUCUUGUCCCUCUCUCUCUCUCUCUACUAUGUUCCCUCUCUCUCUGUCCUCUCUCUCUCUUCCUCUGUACCCUCUCUCUUCUCUCUUCCUCUGUCCAGUCUUCUCCCUUGUCCCCCCUCUCUUUCUCCUCUGUCCCCCCCCUCUCGCUCUCUCUGUCCCCUAUCUCUCUCUCUAUCUAAAUUGUCCCAGCUCCUCUUCCUCUGUCCCUCUCUCUCUGCUCCUCUGUACACCCUCUUCUCUCUCUAUCUUCUCCUCUGUCCCCCCUCUCUCUCUCUCCUCUGUCCUCUCCUCUCCUUCUCUCUGUUCUACCUCCUCUAUUUCCUCAAUCUUUGCUGCCCCUCUCUCUCCCCUUUCUCCAUCACCCUCCUGAAGUUGUUGUGUGUGUCUGUCUGUACAGCAGACAUAGUCCUGAUAUUGUUCUGUGUCUGUCUUCUGUCCAGGGCUGGUAACAUUGUGCUACUACAGUUUGUGGUAGGGCUGAAGCAGGCUACAGAGGAUGACCUGGUGUCUGAUCUGGUGGUUAAUAUACUAAGGGUCAGCCCUGACGUCUUGCCCAGGUUCUUCAAGGAGACACAGUACUCCUUCACCCCUCGCCUCAAAUCUGCCUGGACGGACAACAUCACUCUGCUCAAGAAGGUUAAUAACCUGUUUGUUUCAUUGGUUUUAUUGGUUUUAUCAAGUUAUUUUAUUACCUUUUCAAACCUCUGGGACAGUCCUGUCUGUAACUUUGGCACCAACAACAUAGAGAAUUCUAAGAUGUAUUCUGUUGUAUAAAUGUAUAAAGAUCUGACGUCACCAUACACAGUGGGGCCGCUCCUACCUUACAGAAAUCAACAGACAAAAUGUGAAUCUGCCAAGACUGCCACAAUUGGCUGUCCUUUGCCUGUCAAUCAUAGGCACUGUCAUUUCGAUAGCUGUUAACUGCUCUGUCCUGUCUUACAGAUCUAUGAGUCUCAGCCGGAGGUGUCCAAGGCCUUCCAGACCAGAGAGGUCGUUCCUCUGCCACGCCUCCUGUCCAUGGUGCUGGUGACAUCACUUCCUCCCGUCUGUAACAAGGCCUUCUUCACGCAGGGCAUCAACGUGAGUUACGACACGUCACCUGUCACAGCACCUCACCUGUUACAGCACCUCACCUGUUACAGCACGUCACCUGUCACAGCACCUCACCUGUUACAACACGUCACCUGUCACAGCACCUCACCUGUCAGUCAAGACACAGAGGGUGACAUUGUAAUAAUAUAAUGGUUAUUUAGCAGACUUUUUAUCCACACUUUGGUGAUGAAAAUGUUGCCCAAUGUUUCCAGUUCUGGACUAUUUACCCAUCUUUCCUCUCUCUGUGUGUCUGUCCCAGUUUACCAACGCGGUGGUUCAGCACACGACCCUGUCCCUGAUGUCGUUCCUCCUGAAGAGAGCUCUGAGGAACAUAGAGUUCUGUCAGGACCGCUCUGUGUGGCUCGGCUCUGAUCUGUACACGCCGGCCAACAUGGAGGACUUCAUACAGCAGUACAGUGAGGCGCUCGGCAAGGUAACCUACACGUAUAUCCUCACUGGGAAGCAGCCCGUGCUCCAAGCUUUUAUGUUUUACUGUAGUUCUAUUGUGUAUAUAUACUGUAUGUUGACUUUGUCUAAAUUCCUGACUGAAUUCUGCCUGUAUUCUGUCUGUAUAUGUAUCUAUUGCUGGCAGCACUAAUUCACUAAGUGAAAUUCCGGGUAUGUGUAAAUGUACUUGGAAAAUAAAAGUGAUUCUGAUUCUGGAGAUUUAGUACUGUAUACCUACUGUAGUACUGUACACCUACUGUAUACCUACUGUAUACCUACUGUAGUACUGUAUACCUACUGUAUACCUACUGUAGUACUGUAUACCUACUGUAUACCUAAUGUAGUACUGUAUACCUACAGUAGUACUGUAUACCUACUGUAUACCUACUGUAGUACUGUAUACCUACUGUAUACCUACUGUAGUACUGUAUACCUACUGUAUACCUACUGUAGUACUGUAUACCUACUGUAUACCUACUGUAGUACUGUAUACCUACUGUAUACCUAAUGUAGUACUGUAUACCUACAGUAGUACUGUAUACCUACUGUAGUACUGUAUACCUACUGUAUACCUACUGUAGUACUGUAUACCUACUGUAGUACUGUAUACCUACUGUAUACCUACUGUUACCUACUGUAGUACUGUAUACCUACUGUUACCUACUGUAGUACUGUAUACCUACUGUAGUACUGUAUACCUACUGUAGUAUUGUAUACCUACUGUAGUACUGUAUACCUACUGUAGUACUGCAUACCUACUGUAGUACUGUAUACCUACUGUAGUACUGUAUACCUACUGUAGUACUGCAUACCUACUGUAGUACUGUAUACCUACUGUAGUACUGUAUACCUACUGUAGUACUGCAUACCUACUGUAUACCUACUGUAUACCUACUGUAGUACUGUAUACCUCCUGUAGUACUGUAUACCUACUGUAGUACUGUAUACCUACUGUAGUACUGCAUACCUACUGUAUACCUACUGUAUACCUACUGUAGUACUGUAUACCUACUGUAUACCUACUGUAGUACUGUAUACCUACUGUAUACCUACUGUAUACCUACUGUAGUACUGUAUACCUCCUGUAGUACUGUAUACCUCCUGUAGUACUGUAUACCUACUGUAGUACUGCAUACCUACUGUAUACCUACUGUAUACCUACUGUAGUACUGUAUACCUCCUGUAGUACUGUAUACCUACUGUAGUACUGCAUACCUACUGUAUACCUACUGUAUACCUACUGUAGUACUGUAUACCUCCUGUAGUACUGUAUACCUACUGUAGUACUGUAUACCUCCUGUAGUACUGUAUACCUCCUGUAGUACUGUAUACCUACUGUUACCUACUGUAGUACUGUAUACCUACUGUUACCUACUGUAGUACUGCAUACCUACUGUAGUACUGUAUACCUCCUGUAGUACUGUAUACCUACUGUAGUAUUGUAUACCUACUGUAGUACUGUAUACCUACUGUAGUACUGUAUACCUACAGUAGUACUGUAGUACUGUAUACCUACUGUAGUACUGUAUACCUCCUGUAGUACUGUAUACCUCCUGUAGUACUGUAUACCUACUGUAGUACUGUAUACCUACAGUUUAUUCAGAGCCCUUCCCUUUUUCCACAUGUUGUAACAUUAAAGCCUUAUUCUGAAAUGGAUUAAGUAAAUAAUUCCCCUCAUCAAUCUACACACAAUACCCCAUAAUGACAAAGCGAAAACAGGUUUUUAGAAAUGUUUGCAAAUGUAUUAAAAAUUAAAAACAGAAAUACCUUAUUUACAUAAAUAUUCAGACCCUUUGCUAUGAGACUCGAAAUUGAGCUCAGGUGCAUCCUGUUUCCAUUGAUCAUCCUUGAGAUGUUUCUACAACUUGAUUGGAGUCCACCUGUGGCAAAUUCAAUUGAUUGGACAUGAUUUGGAAAGGCACACACCUGUCUAUAUAAGGUCCCACAGUUGACAGUGCCUGUUAGAGCAAAAACCAAGCCAUCAGGUCAAAGGAAUUGUCCGUAGGGCUCCAAGACAGGAUUGUGUCGAGUCACAGAUCUGGGGAAGGGUACCAAAACAUUUCUGCAGCAUUGAAGGUCCCCAAGAACACAGUGGCCAUCAUUCUUAAAUGGAAGAAGUUUGGAACCACCAAGACUCUUCCUAGAGCUGGCCGCCCGGCCAAACGGAGCAAUCGGGGGAGAAGGGCCUUGGUCAGGGAGGUGACCAAGAACCCCAUGUAGUCCCAGUAGUCCCCUGUAGCUCAGUUGGUAGAGCAUCCUGUUGUCUGGACCUAUGGCAGUCUCUAUGGGGGUGCCACAGGGUUCAAUUCUUGGGCCGACACUUUUCUCCGUGUAUAUCAAUGAUGUCGCUCUUGCUGCUGGUGACUCUCAGAUCCACCUCUACGCAGACGACACCAUUUUGUAUACAUCUGGCCCUUCAUUGGACACUGUGUUAACAAACCUCCAAACGAGCUUCAAUGCCAUACAACAAUCCUUCAGUAGCCUCCAACUGCUCUUAAACACUAGUAAAACUAAAUGCAUGCUUUUCAAUCGAACGCUGCUGGCACCCGCCCCACCCGACUAGAAUCACCACUCUCGACGGGUCUGACCUAGAGUAUGUGGACAACUACAAAUACCUAGGUGUCUGGUUAGACUGUAAACUCAACUUCCAGACUCACAUAAAGAAUCUCCAAUCCAAAGUUAAAUCUAGAAUCGGCUUCCUAUUUCGCAAUAAAGCCUCCUUCACUCAUGCUGCCAAACAUGCCCUCGUAAAACUGACUAUCCUACCGAUCCUUGACUUCGGCGAUGUAAUUUACAAAAUAGCCUCCAACACUCUACUCAGCAAAUUGGAUGUAGUCUAUCACAGUGCCAUCCGUUUUGUCUCCAAAGCCCCAUACACUACCCACCACUGUGACCUGUACGCUCUUGUUGGCUGGUCCUCACUACAUGUUCGUCGUCAAACCCACUGGCUCCAGGCCAUCUAUAAAUCACUGCUAGGUAAAUCCCCCGCCUUAUCUUAGCUCAUUGGUCACCAUAGCAGCACCCCACCCGUAGUCUGCGCUCCAGCAGGUAUAUCUCACUGGUCAUUCCCAAAGCCAACACCUCCUUUGGCCGCCAUUCCUUCCAGUUCUCUGCUGCCAAUGACUGGAACGAAUUGCAAAAAUCUCUGAAGCUGGAGACUCUGGAGGGAAAGAUGAACGGAGCAAAGUACAGAGAGAUCCUUGAUGAAAACCUACUCCAGAGUGCUCAGGACCUCAGACUGGGAAGAAGGUUCACCUUCCAACAGGACAACGAUCCUAAGCACACAGCCAAGACAACGCAGGAGUGGCUUCGGGACAAGUCUCUGAAUGUCCUUGAAUGGCCCAGCCAGAGUCUGGACUUGAACCCGAUCAAACAUCUCUGGAGAGACCUGAAAAUAUCUGUGCAGAGACGCUCCCCAUCCAACCUGACAGAGCUUGCGAGGAUCUGCAGAGAAGAAUGGGAGAAACUCCCCAAAUACAGGUGUGCCAAGCUUGUAGCGUCAUACCCAAGAAGACUCGAAGCUGUAAUCACUACCAAAGGUGCUUCAACAAAGUAUUGAGUAAAGGGUCUGAAUACUUACGUAAAUGUGAUAUUUCCGUUUUUAUUUUUAAUACAUUUGCAAAAAUGUCUAAAAACCUGUUUUUGCGUUGUCAUUAUAGGGUAUCGUGUGUAGAUUGAUGAGCAAAAAAAACAGUUGAAACCUUUUUAGAGUAACGUAACAAAAUGUGGAAAAAGUGAAGGGGUCUGAAUACUUUCCGAAUGCACUGUACUGUAGUACUGUAUACCUACUGGGGAAGGCAACAUACAGUAGACCUCCUACCUACUAAACUAAAUGCAAUAUUGCACAAUGUGGACUAUUAUCUAGAUCCAAUGGAAAACUCCUUUAUCUGGCUGAAUGACCACUCUGCAUGAACAGGUUAGGCCACUCUGACGGCUGCGCAAUAGAGUGGAUGAGAUCAACUGAACUCUGGGUGUCCAUGUUCUCUCUGUAGAACUGAACUCUGGGUGUCCAUGUUCUCUCUGUAGAACUGAACUCUGGGUGUCCAUGUUCUCUCUGUAGGUUCUACCGGACAUGACGAGCAUCGUGUCCAAAUGGCAGUCAUUGACCAAGAAGGAGAAAGGAGCGAAUGAAGGGGAUGCCAAAGAGGCUGCAACUAAAGUUGAACAACCCGGUAUAUGUCUUACAUUUUAAUAUAUUUACUGUCAGUGGAAUGUUCUCUUCCUUGAAUUAUAAUCUUCAUACAUACAGUUGAAGUUUACAUACACGUAGGUUGGAGUCAUUAAAACUAGUUUUUCAACCACUCCACACAUUUCUUGUUAACAAACUAUAGUUUUGGCAAGUCGGUUAGGACAUCUACUUUGUGCAUGACUCAAGUAAUUUUUCCAACAAUUGUUUACAGACAGAUUAUUUCACUUAUAAUUCACUGUAUCACAAUUCCAGUGGGUCAGAAGUUUACAUACACUAAGUUGACUGUGCCUUUAAACAGCUUGGAAUAUUCCAGAAAAUGAUGUCAUGGCUUUAGAAGCUUUCUGAUAGGCUAAUUGACAUCAUUUGAGUCAAUUGGAGGUGUACCUGUGGAUGUAUUUCAAGGCCUACCUUCAAACUCAAUGCCUCUUUACUCGACAUCAUGGGAAAAUCAAAAGAAAUCAGCCAAGACCUCAGAAAAGAAAUUGUGCACCUCCACAAGUCUGGUUCAUCCUUGGGAGCAAUUUCCAAACGCCUGAAGGUACCACGUUCAUCUGUACAAACAAUAGUACGCAAGUAUAAACACCAUGGGACCACACAGCCGUCAUACCGCUCAGGAAGGAGACGCGUUCUGUCUCCUAGAGAUUAACGUACUUUGGUGCGAAAAGUGCAAAUCUAUCCCAGAACAACAGCAAAGGACCUUGUGAAAAUGCUGGAGGAAACCGGUACAAAAGUAUCUACAGUGAGGGGGGAAAAGUAUUUGAUCCCCUGCUGAUUUUGUACGUUUGCCCACUGACAACGACAUGAUCAGUCUAUAAUUUUAAUGGUAGGUUUAUUUGAACAGUGAGAGACAGAAUAACAACAACAAAAUCCAGAAAAACGCAUGUCAAAAUUUUUAUAAAUUGAUUAGCAUUUUAAUGAGGGAAAUAAGUAUUUGACCUCCUCUCAAUCAGAAAGAUUUCUGGCUCCCAUGUGUCUUUUAUACAGGUAACGAGCUGAGAUUAGGAGCACACUCUUAAAGGGAGUGCUCCUAAUCUCAGUUUGUUACCUGUAUAAAAGACACCUGUCCACAGAAGCAAUCAAUCAAUCAGAUUCCAAACUCUCCACCAUGGCCAAGACCAAAAAGCUCUCCAAGGAUGUCAGGGACAAGAUUGUAGACCUACACAAGGCUGGAAUGGGCUACAAGACCAUCGCCAAGCAGCUUGGUGAGACUGUGACAACAGAUGGUGCGAUUAUUCGCAAAUGGAAGAAACACAAAAUAACUGUCCAUCUCCCUCGGCCUGGGGCUCCAUGCAAGAUCUCACCUCGUGGAGUUGCAAUGAUCAUAAGAACGGUGAGGAAUCAGCCCAGAACUACACGGGAGGAUCUUGUCAAUGAUCUCAAGGCAGCUGGGACCAUAGUCACCAAGAAAACAAUUGGUAACACACUACGCCGUGAAGGACUGAAUGAAAUCCUGCAGCGCACGCAAGGUCCCCCUGCUCAAGAAAGCACAUAUACAGGCCCGUCUGAAGUUUGCCAAUGAACAUCUGAAUGAUUCAGAGGAGAACUGGGAAAAAGUGUUGUGGUCAGAUGAGACCAAAAUCGAGCUCUUUGGCAUCAACUCAACUCGCCGUGGUUGGAGGAGGAGGAAUGCUGCCUAUGACCCCAAGAACACCAUCCCCACCGUCAAACAUGGAGGUGGAAACAUUAUGCUUCGGGGGUGUUUUUCUGCUAAGGGGACAGGACAACUUCACCGCAUCAAAGGGACGAUGGACGGGGCCAUGUACUGUCAAAUCUUGGGUGAGAACCUCCUUCCCUCAGCCAGGGCAUUGAAAAUGGGUCGUGGAUGGGUAUUCCAGCAUGACAAUGACCCAAAACACACGGCCAAGGCAACAAAGGAGUGGCUCAAGAAGAAGCACAUUAAGGUCCUGGAGUGGCCUAGCCAGUCUCCAGACCUUAAUCCCAUAGAAAAUCUGUGGAGGGAGCUGAAGGUUUGAGUUGCCAAACGUCAGGCUUGAAACCUUAAUGACUUGGAGAAGAUAUGCAAAGAGGAGUGGGACAAAAUCCCUCCUGAGAUGUGUGCAAACCUGGUGGCCAACUACAAGAAACGUCUGACCUCUGCAAAACAUGACUAAGUACUUGGUGGCAAAACCCUUUUUGGCAAUCACAAAGGGGUCAAAUACUUAUUUCCCUCAUUAAAAUGCAAAUCAAUUUAUAACAUUUUUGACAUGCGUUUUUCUGGAUUUUCUUGUUGUUAUUCUGUCUCUCACUGUUCAAAUAAACCUACCAUUAAAAUUAUAGACUGAUCAUGUCUUUGUCAGUGGGCAAACGUACAAAAUCACCAGGGGAUCAAAUACUUUUUUCCCUCAUUGUAUAUCCACAGUAAAACUAGUCCUAUAUCGACAUAACCUGAAAGGCUGCUCAGCAAGGAAGAAGCCACUGCUCCAAAACCGCCAUAAAAAAGCCAGACUACGGUUUGCAACUGCACAUGGGGACAAAGAUCGUACUUUUUUGAGAAAUGUCCUCUGGUCUGAUGAAACAAAAAUAGAACUGUUUGGCCAUAAUGACCAUUGUUAUGUUUGGAGGAAAAAGGGGGUUGCUUGCAAGCCGAAGAACACCAUCCCAACCGUGAAGAACGGGGGUGGCAGCGUCAUGCUGUGGGGGUGCUUCGCUGCAGGAGGGACUGGUGCACUUCACAAAAUAGAUGGCAUCAUGAGGAAGGAAAAUGAUGUGGAUAUAUUGAAGCAUCAUCUCAAGACGUCAGUCAGGAAGUUAAAGCUUGGUCGCAAAUGGGUCUUCCAAAUGGACAAUGACCCCAAGCAUACUUCCAAAGUUGUGGCAAAAUGGCUUAAGGACAACAAAGUCAAGGUAUUGGAGUGGCCAUCACAAAGCCCUGACCUCAAUCCUAUAGAACAUUUGUGGGCAGAACUGAAAAAGCGUGUGCGAGCAAGGAGGCCUACAAACCUGACUCAGUUACACCAGCUCUGUCAGGAGGAAUGGGCCAAAAUUCACCCAAUUUAUUAUGGGAAGCUUGUGGAAGGCUACCCGAAACAUUUGACCUAAGUUAAACAAUUUAAAGGCAAUGCUACCAAAUACUAAUUGAGUGUAUGUAAACUUCUGACCCACUGGGAAUGUGAUGAAAGAAAUAAAAGCUGAAAUAAAUAAUUCUCUCUACUAUUAUUCUGACAUUUCACAUUCUUAAAAUAAAGUGGUGAUCCUAACUGACCUAAGACGGGGAAUCUUUACUAGAAUUAAAUGUAAGGAAUUGUGAAAAACGGAGUUUAAAUGUAUUUGGCUAAGGCGUAUGUAAACUUCCGACUUCAACUGUAAUUGAAAUUGACCUACUCCUUAACCAAUAUGGUAUUUUUCCUAAUUUCUAUAUUGUCCCGACUAUAACCCUCUUUAAUUGAACGAGGGGUGACUGACUCUCUCCUGUCUGUCUCUCUCCCGUCUGUCUGUCUCUCUCCCGUCUGUCUGUCUCUCUCCCGUCUGUCUGACUCUCUCCCGUCUGUCUGACUCUCUCCUAUCGGUCUCUCUCCCGUCUGUCUGUCUCUCUCCCGUCGGUCUGUCUCUCUCCCGUCGGUCUGUCUCUCUCCCGUCGGUCUGUCUCUCUCCCGUCUGUCUGUCUCUCUCCCGUCUGUCUGUCUCUCUCCCGUCUGUCUGUCUCUCCCGUGCGUCUGUCUGUCUCUCUCCCGUCUGUCUGUCUCUCUCCCGUCGGUCUGUCUCUCUCCCGUCGGUCUGUCUCUCUCCCGUCGGUCUGUCUCUCUCCCGUCGGUCUGUCUCUCUCCCGUCGGUCUGUCUCUCUCCCGUCGGUCUGUCUCUCUCCCGUCUGUCUGUCUCUCUCCCGUCUGUCUGUCUCUCUCCCGUCUGUCUGUCUCUCUCCCGUCUGUCUGUCUCUCUCCCGUCGGUCUGUCUCUCUCCCGUCGGUCUGUCUCUCUCCCGUCGGUCUGUCUCUCUCCCGUCGGUCUGUCUCUCUCCCGUCGGUCUGUCUCUCUCCCGUCUGUCUGUCUCUCUCCCGUCUGUCUGACUCUCUCCCGUCUGUCUGACUCUCUCCCGUGCGUCGGUCUGUCUCUCUCCCGUCUGUCUGUCUCUCUCCUGUCGGUCUCUCUCCCGUCUGUCUGUCUCUCUCCCGUCUGUCUGUCUCUCUCCCGUGCGUCUGUCUGUCUCUCUCCCGUUUGUCUGUCUCUCUCCCGUCUGUCUGUCUCUCUCCCGUCUGUCUGACUCUCUCCUGUCUGUCUCUCUCCCGUCUGUCUGACUCUCUCCCGUCUGUCUGUCUCUCUCCCGUCGGUCUCCUCCAGGCCCGCCAGGCCCCGAGUCUCCAGAGGUCAUCCUCCUAAAGGCCCUCAUCCUUCAGGUUAUGUGUCUCUACCAGAAGGUGGUCCCUCAUCUGGUUAGCCAGAGCAGGUUUGACUUCAGCAAGCUGCUCAAAGGUACUGGUCUAUAAACUGAAUGGUUUGACUUCAGCAAGCUGCUCAAAGGUACUGGUCUAUAAACUGAAUGGUUUGACUUCAGCAAGCUGCUCAAAGGUACUGGUCUAUAAACUGAAUGGUUUGACUUCAGCAAGCUGCUCAAAGGUACUGGUCUAUAAACUGAAUGGUUCGACUUCAGCAAGCUGCUCAAAGGUACUGGUCUAUAAACUGAAUGGUUCGACUUCAGCAAGCUGCUCAAAGGUACUGGUCUAUAAACUGAAUGGUUUGACUUCAGCAAGCUGCUCAAAGGUACUGGUCUAUAAACUGAAUGGUUUGCCUUCAGCAAGCUCUCAAAGGUACUGGUCUAUAAACUGAAUGGAUGGAUGACUGAUUGAUUUGAUUUGCUCUGUUGCUCUUUAUUAGUCAUGUUAAAAAUAUGGAAGUUGUCUUCUUGAUGUAGUAACACAAUGUAAUAUAUAUUAAUUUGCUUUACAUUGUGUUACUAAAUUAAGAAGACCAUCAUAUUUUUUUUAACAUGACUGUAGUUAUUGUAUAGUUGUCACAUCAUUCUUAGUAUCUGUAUUGGUAUCCAAAAGGCCUGUGAAAUUAUCCACUGAUUGGGGAUAUCUUUAGGGAUCAUGUCCAAGUAAAUUAAGUUAAUGGUUAAUGUAUCUUGUCUCUCUCCCAGGUAUCGUGUCAGAGAAAGGUAUGAGGGAGGAGGUUCCUCCUGUACUCCAACACCACAUACUACAGCUGGCCCUGGACCUGCCGGCCAGCAAGUUCUCCUGGUUCAGAGUUCAGGUGAGCUUCUAGACCAGCAAGUUCUCCUGGUUCAGAGUUCAGGUGAGCUUCUAGACCAGCAAGUUGUCCUGGUUCAGAGUUCAGGGGAGCUUCUAGACCAGCAAGUUCUCCUGGUUCAGAGUUCAGGGGAGCUUCUAGAUCAGCAAGUUGUCCUGGUUCAGAGUUCAGGUGAGCUUCUAGACCAGCAAGUUCUCCUGGUUCAGAGUUCAGGUGAGCUUCUAGACCAGCAAGUUCUCCUGGUUCAGAGUUCAGGGGAGCUUCUAGAUCAGCAAGUUGUCCUGGUUCAGAGUUCAGGUGAGCUUCUAGACCAGCAAGUUGUCCUGGUUCAGAGUUCAGGGGAGCUUCUAGACCAGCAAGUUGUCCUGGUUCAGAGUUCAGUUUAGAAUGGAGCAGUACUUUUAAUAUCCCCUGCUUAAAGGCCAUAUCAGGAGCGUGGAACAGACCAGGGGUUGUCCUGUCUGCUAUCUCGUGGAGUGACUUCAAAGGCAAUGUGAGACAAAAUCAACAGUAAAAGGCUGUUAUUUGCAGGGGCGCAACUUUGGUUUGGAAGUGGUGGGGACAUACGUCUGGGGGGGGUCCUCCCCCAGAAUUAUUUUGGGCAUCUAAAGCUCAUUUCCUGCAUUUCUACACAAUCUAAUAUGACCCUUUUGGAGUCACUUUUAUUGUAAAUAAGAAUAAUAAUAUGUUUCUAAACGCUUUUACAUUAAUGUGGAUGCUACCAUGAUUAUGGAUAAUCCUGAAUGAAUUGUGAAUAAUGAUGAGUGGAUAUGUUAUAGACGCACAAAUAUCAUACCCCCCCAAAAAAUGCUAACCUCCCCUGUUAUGGUAAUAGUUAGAGGUUAGCAUGUCUUGGGGGUAUAAUAUUUUUGCAUCUGUAACGUUCUCACUCAUCAUUAUUCAUGAUUCAUUCAGAUUAUCUGUAAUGGUAGCAUUAAUCCACAUUAAUGUAGAAGUGUUUAGAAACAUUCUGUUCUUAUUUACAGUGAAAGUGUCCCCUGUAGCUCAGUUGGUAGAGCAUGGCGCUUGCAACGCCAGGGUUGUGGGUUCGUUUUCCACGGGGGGGGGGGGGGGGGCAGUAUGAAAAUGUAUGCACUCACUAACUGUAAGUCGCUCUGGAUAAGAGCGUCUGCUAAACGACUAAAAUGUAAAGUGACUCCACAAUACAUUAUUUACCAGUAAUUUCUAUUUGCCAGAAAAUAAUCUGAAACACAACCAAAACAAACAGCAAAUAUAUCCAACAAAUGUGUAGAGUCACGAGGUUGAUGUAAUCAUUGUGUGCUAUGAAUAUGGGAACAAAUGCUUCACUUUUGACUACUUUAAUACACAUAAGUGAAUUUGUCCCAAUACUUUUGGUCUCCUAAAAUGGGGGGGGGACUAUGUACAUAAAUUGCUCUAAUUUCCAAACGGUUCACCCGAUAUGGAUGAAAAUACCCUCAAAUUAAAGAUGACUAUCUUCACUUUAACUUCAGUCAUUGUUUGAUUUCAAAACCAUACUUUUGGAGUAUAGAGCCAAAAGAAGAAAAAAUGCUUCACUGACCCAAUAAUUACAGAGCUGUAAUUAAUAUACUAAUAGUAUUGUAGAGCUCUUUUGACUUGUACACAAUAUAGUUGGGUCACCCCGUCCUGCCCCUAGGGGUCCACCACCCUGCAGCGCCCCACCACCCUGCAGCGCCCCACCACCCUGCAGCGCCCCACCACCCUGCAGCGCCCCAACCCAACACACCCCACUCAGCUUUAGGAUCUUAGUUAAACAUUCAUUAUUGGUUUCAGGUGUAUUCCAUAUAGGGCAUCCAGACCUUAUGAAAGUUGCGCAGUACAUUUACAUUUUAGUAAUUUAGCAGACGCUCUUAUCCAGAGCGACUUACAGGAGCAAUUAGGGUUAAGUGCCUUGCUCAAGGGCACAUCGACAGAUUGUUCACCUAGUCGGCUCGGGGAUUAGAACCAGCGACCUUUCGGUUACUGGCACAACGCUCUUAACCACUAAGCUACCUGCCGCCCCGUAUUAACAGGUCCAUGGGCCGCAGGCCAUGUCACCCUUUUCAUUUUUGUAUUUUUAUAUAAAAACAAUAUACAUUUGUGUGUCCAUUUCAACCAGCCCACCCAACAAAAUAAAUCUGGCUUCUAUCCUGUAAGUGUUAUUUCAUGCUCUUUCAGGUUCCCUAACUAACUAAAAGUAUUUCCGCACUGGGAGCAGUGGUAUGUCUUCUCCUCGUGUGUGUAUUGUCUCAUGCUUUUUCAGGUUCCCUAACCGGGUAAAUGUCUUUUCACACUGAGAGCAGUGGUAGGUAUUUUUUUCUGUGCGUGUUCUCUCAUGAUAUUUAAAGCCCCCUAACUGGGUAAAAGUCUUUCCACACAGGGAGCACUGUGUGGUCAAAUAUAAUGAUAAAUAGCUUGACAUUUCUGACACACAUUGUGGGAGGAUAACCAACCUUCCAAUUGAUGGCAAUGCAUUUCUUAGCCGCUAUAAAUGCCUGGUUACACAGUUUCUUCUGAUAACAGUCUCCAAUAUCAACAUCUACGAGCAAACAAAAAAAAGGGAGAAUGGAGAAUCUGUAGACGUGCUGAGAUAAAAUAACAUACUCUUGGACAGAAUUCCAAAGGAAUGCCUAGGAUUUGUUUCUCCUUUAUGACCCUGUGGUCAUGACAUUACUGUCCUGCUGUUGUUUCUCCCCUCUCUGUCAGGAUCAUGUGGAGACAGAGGCGGGCUCUGGGGAGAAGUCUGUGUUCUUCCUGCUCCUCAAGAUGUUUGUGAGCAGCAACAACAGCCACCUGAAGAUCUCCACCAGGAAACUGGUGGUCAAGGUGAGCACACAUACUGCCUCAGCUCACUCCUGGUUUGAAUCACAUACUGGGCGCUCUAUUCCCUAACAUAGUGCACUACUUUUGACCAGUGGUGGAAAGUACUUAAGUAAAAAAUACUUUAAAGUACUACUUAAGUAGUUUUUUGGGGUAUCUUUACUAUUUAUAUUUUUGACAACUUUUACUUUCUCUUCACUACGUUCCUAAUGAAAAUAAUGUACUUUUUACUCCAUACAUUUUCCCUGACACCCAAAAGUACUCGUUACAUUUUGAAUGCUUAGCCGGACAGAAAAUGGUACAAUUCACACACUUAUCAAGAUAACAUCCCUGGUCAUCCCUACUGCCUCUGAUCUGGCGGACUCACUAAACACACAUGCUUUGUUUGUAAAUGUCUGAGUGUGGGCGUGUGCCCCUGGUUAUCCAUAAAUAACAAAAACAAGAAAACUGUGAAGUCUGGUUUGCUUAAUAUAAGCAAUUUGAAAUGAUUCAUACUUUUACUUUUGAAACUUAAGUAUAUUUAAAACCAAAUACUUUUGUAGACUUUUUUUUUACUCAAGUAUUAUUUUACUGGGUGACUUUCACUUUAACGUGAGUCAUUUUCUAUUAAGGAAAUAUUUACUUUUACUCAAGUAUGACAAUUGGGUACUUUUUCCACCACUGCUUUUGACCAGGGCCCGUAGUGGGUCAAAAGUGUCCGCUAAAUGACUAAAAUGUAAAUGUAAAUGUAGUUCACUGAAUAGGGAAUGUAGUGUACCCACUGACUCUCUUCGCCCAACGUAGAAAGAAGAUGAAUCGUAGGGUACUUACUGAGUACACCUACAAAGAGUUCCUGUUAAACUCCUUUCCCUCCACUGUGUGGUAUAGGUGCUGAAGGACAGUGGAGUGUUUGAGUACACCUGGUCUGAACUGGAGCUUUGGCUGAAUCACCUACUCAAACUAGAACCAGACCAGCAGGAUACAGUCAUACACUUCCUGGAGAGGGUCAGUCACCUGGUCUACCUCCAUAGAUACAGUUGAUCGAUCGAUCAAUUGAUACGUCAAUCAAUUAAUCAAUCGAUCGUAGAUACCCUCAAUCGAUCAAUCUAUCGUUACGCUACGAUCUUCAUCAUAAGUAGCAUAAAAUAAAAUAUCAACACCUUCUUACCCGAGGCCUUUUGCGCUUAGGGAUUGAUUGAUUGAUUGGUUGAUUGUUUGAUUGGGUGGUUGAUUGUUUGAUUGCAUUAUGCUAUUUAUGAUACAGUAUGUGUCUGUCUUCUCUGUGAUGUGUGUAUGUCCCCAGGUGCUGGUGUGUAACCCUGUGGUGUGUGUAUGUCCCCAGGUGCUGGUGUGUAACCCUGUGGUGUGUGUAUGUCCCCAGGUGCUGGUGUGUCUGGUGUGUAACCCUGUGAUGUGUGUAUGUCCCCUGGUGCUGGUGUGUCUGGUGUGUAACCCUGUGAUGUGUGUAUGACCCCAGGUGCUGGUGUGUAACCCUGUGAUGUGUGUAUGACCCCAGGUGCUGGUGUGUAACCCUGUGGUGUGUGUAUGUCCCCAGGUGCUGGUGUGUAACCCUGUGGUGUGUGUAUGUCCCCAGGUGCUGGUGUGUAACCCUGUGAUGUGUGUAUGUCCCCAGGUGCUGGUGUGUAACCCUGUGAUGUGUGUAUGUCCCCAGGUGCUGGUGUGUAACCCUGUGAUGUGUGUAUGACCCCAGGUGCUGGUGUGUAACCCUGUGGUGUGUGUAUGUCCCCAGGUGCUGGUGUGUCUGGUGUGUAACCCCUACACCUACACAGACAAGGUGGCUAGUCUAGUCCAGGACGCAGCCUUUCUACAGGCCAAUCUCAGCGGACAGGACGAAGACACCGCCAGCAUCCCCAUCUCACACAUAGACGGUUGGUGACUACUAUAUAAUUACUAGUGAAGACAAAGCCUUGGCCUGGUGUGAAACAUAGCUAGUGAAGACAAAGCCUUGGCCUGGUGUGAAACAUAGCUAGUGAAGACAAAGCCUUGGCCUAGUGUGAAACAUAGAGUGGGGGAAAAAAAGUAUUUAGUCAGCCACCAAUUGUGCAAGUUCUCCCACUUAAAAAGAUGAGAGAGGUCUGUAAUUUUCAUCAUAGGUACACGUCAACUAUGACAGACAAAUUGAGGGAAAAAAAUCCAGAAAAUCACAUUGUAGGAUUUUGAAUGAAUUUAUUUGCAAAUUAUGGUGGAAAAUAAGUAUUUGGUCACCUACAAACAAGCAAGAUGUCUGGCUCUCACAGACCUGUAACUUCUUCUUUAAGAGGCUCCUCUGUCCUCCACUCGUUACCUGUAUUAAUGGCACCUGUUUGAACUUGUUAUCAGUAUAAAAGACACCUGUCCACAACCUCAAACAGACACACUCCAAACUCCACUAUGGCCAAGACCAAAGAGCUGUCAAAGGACACCAGAAACAAAAUUGUAGACCUGCACCAGGCUGGGAAGACUGCAUCUGCAAUAGGUAAGCAGCUUGGUUUGAAGAAAUCAACUGUGGGAGCAAUUAUUAGGAAAUGGAAGACAUACAAGACCACUGAUAAUCUCCCUCGAUCUGGGGCUCCACGCAAGAUCUCACCCCGUGGGGUCAAAAUGAUCACAAGAACGGUGAGCAAAAAUCCCAGAACCACACGGGGGGACCUAGUGAAUGACCUGCAGAGAGCUGGGACCAAAGUAACAAAGCCUACCAUCAGUAACACACUACGCCGCCAGGGACUCAAAUCCUGCAGUGCCAGACGUGUCCCCCUGCUUAAGCCAGUACAUGUCCAGGCCCGUCUGAAGUUUGCUAGAGUGCAUUUGGAUGAUCCAGAAGAGGAUUGGGAGAAUGUCAUAUGGUCAGAUGAAACCAAAAUAGAACUUUUUGGUAAAACCUCAACUCGUCGUGUUUGGAGGACAAAGAAUGCUGAGUUGCAUCCAAAGAACACCAUACCUACUGUGAAGCAUGGGGGUGGAAACAUCAUGCUUUGGGGCUGUUUUUCUGCAAAGGGACCAGGACGACUGAUCCGUGUAAAGAAAAGAAUGAAUGGGGCCACGUAUCGUGAGAUUUUGAGUGAAAACCUCCUUCCAUCAGCAAGGGCAUUUUAAAAAAUUUUAGUUCACCUUUAUUUAACCAGGUAAGCCAGUUGAGAACAAGUUCUCAUUUACAACUGCGACCUGGCCAAGAUAAAGCAAAGCAGUGCGAUAAAAACAACAACACAGAGUUACAUAUGGGGUAAAAAAAACAUAAAGUCAAAAAAUACAACAGAAAAUAUAUAUACAGUGUGUGCAAAUGUAGCAAGUUAUGGAGGUAAGGCAAUAAAUAGGCUAUAGUGCAAAAUAAUUACAAUUAGUAUUAACACUGGAAUGCUAGAUGUGCAAGAGAUUAUGUGCAAAUAGAGAUACUGGGGUGCAAAAGAGCAAAAUAAAUAACAAUAUAGGGAUGAGGUAGUUGGGUGGGCUAAUUUCAGAUGGGCUGUGUACAGGUGCAGUGAUCGGUAAGGUGCUCUGACAACUGAUGCUUAAAGUUAUUGAGGGAGAUAAGAGUCUCCAGCUUCAGAGAUUUUUGCAAUUCGUUCCAGUCAUUGGCAGCAGAGAACUGGAAGGAAUGGCGGCCAAAGGAGGUGUUGGCUUUGGGAAUGACCAGUGAGAUAUACCUGCUGGAGCGCAGACUACGGGUGGGUGCUGCUAUGGUGACCAAUGAGCUAAGAUAAGGCGGGGAUUUGCCUAGCAGUGAUUUAUAGAUGGCCUGGAGCCAGUGGGUUUGACGACGAACAUGUAGUGAGGACCAGCCAACAAGAGCGUACAGGUCACAGUGGUGGGUAGUGUAUGGGGCUUUGGAGACAAAAUAGAUGGUACUGUGAUAGACUACAUCCAAUUUGCUGAGUAGAGUGUUGGAGGCUAUUUUGUAAAUGACAUCGCCGAAGUCAAGGAUCGGUAGGAUAGUCAGUUUUACGAGGGCAUGUUUGGCAGCAUGAGUAAAGGAGGCUUUGUUGCGAAAUAGGAAGCCGAUUCUAGAUUUAACUUUGGAUUGGAGAUUCUUAAUGUGAGUCUGGAAGGAGAGUUUACGGUCUAACCAGACACCUAGGUAUUUGUAGUUGUCCACAUACUCUAGGUCAGACCCGUCGAGAGUGAUGAUUCUAGUCGGGUGGGCGGGUGCCAGCAGCGUUCGAUUGAAGAGCAUGCAUUUAGUUUUACUAGUGUUUAAGAGCAGUUGGAGGCUACUGAAGGAGUGUUGUAUGGCAUUGAAGCUCGUUUGGAGGUUUGUUAACACAGUGUCCAAUGAAGGGCCAGAUGUAUACAAAAUGGUGUCGUCUGCGUAGAGGUGGAUCUGAGAGUUACCAGCAGCAAGAGCGACAUCAUUGAUAUACACGGAGAAAAGAGUCGGCCCAAGAAUUGAACCCUGUGGCACCCCCAUAGAGACUGCCAUAGGUCCAGACAACAGGCGCUCCGAUUUGACACAUUGAACUCUAUCUGAGAAGUAGUUGGUGAACCAGGCGAGGCAGUCAUUUGAGAAACCAAGGCUAUUUAGUCUGCCAAUAAGAAUGCGGUGGUUGAGAGUCGAAAGCCUUGGCCAGGUCGAUGAAGACGGCUGCACAGUACUGUCUAUUAUCGAUCGCGGUUAUAAUAUCGUUUUUAUUUAUUUUUUUAUUUUUUUAUUUCACCUUUAUUUAACCAGGUAAGCCAGUUGAGAACAGGUUCUCAUUUACAACUGCGACCUGGCCAAGAUAAAGCAAAGUAGUGCAAUAAAAACAACACAGAGUUACAUAUGGGGUAAAAAACAUAAAGUCAGAAAUACAACAGAAAAUAUAUAUACAGUGUGUGCAAAUGUAGCAAGUUAUGGAGGUAAGGCAAUAAAUAGGCUAUAGUGCAGAAUAAUUACAAUAGUAUUAACACUGGAAUGCUAGAUGUGCAAGAGAUUAUGUGCAAAUAGAGAUACUGGGGUGCAAAAGAGCAAAAUAAAUAACAAUAUAGGGAUGAGGUAGUUGGGUGGGCUAAUUUCAGAUGGGCUGUGUACAGGUGCAGUGAUCGGUAAGGUGCUCUGACAACUGAUGCUUAAAGUUAUUUAGGGAGAUAAGAGUCUCCAGCUUCAGAGAUUUUUGCAAUUCGUUCCAGUCAUUGGCAGCAGAGAACUGGAAGGAAUGGCGGCCAAAGGAGGUGUUGGCUUUGGGAAUGACCAGUGAGAUAUACCUGCUGGAGCGCAGACUACGGGUGGGUGCUGCUAUGGUGACCAAUGAGCUAAGAUAAGGCGGGGAUUUGCCUAGCAGUGAUUUAUAGAUGGCCUGGAGCAAGUGGGUUUGACGACGAACAUGUAGUGAGGACCAGCCAACAAGAGCGUACAGGUCACAGUGGUGGGUAGUGUAUGGGGCUUUGGAGACAAAACGGAUGGCACUGUGAUAGACUACAUCCAAUUUGCUGAGUAGGGUGUUGGAGGCUAUUUUGUAAAUUACAUCGCCGAAGUCAAGGAUCGGUAGGAUAGUCAGUUUUACGAGGGCAUGUUUGGCAGCAUGAGUGAAGGAGGCUUUAUUGCGAAAUAGGAAGCCGAUUCUAGAUUUAACUUUGGAUUGGAGAUUCUUUAUGUGAGUCUGGAAGUUGAGUUUACAGUCUAACCAGACACCUAGGUAUUUGUAGUUGUCCACAUACUCUAGGUCAGACCCGUCGUGUUUAGGACCUUGAGCGUGGCUGAAGUGCACCCAUGACCAGCUCGGAAACCGGAUUGCAUAGCGGAGAAGGUACGGUGGGAUUCGAAAUGGUCGGUGAUCUGUUUGUUAACUUGGCUUUCAAAUACUUUCGAAAGGCAGGGCAGGAUGGAUAUAGGUCUGUAACAGUUUGGAUCUAGAGUGUCACCCCCUUUGAAGAGGGGGAUGACCGCGGCAGCUUUCCAAUCUCUGGGGAUCUCAGACGUUACGAAAGAGAGGUUGAACAGGCUAGUAAUAGGGGUUGCGACAAUUUCGGCGGCUAGUUUUAGAAAGAAAGGGUCCAGAUUGUCUAGCCCAGAUGAUUUGUAGGGGUCCAGAUUUUGCAGCUCUUUCAGAACAUAAUUUGUGUGAAGGAGAAGCGGGGGGGCAUGGGCAAGUUGCAGCGGAGGGUGCAGAGCUGGUGGCCGGGGUAGUCGUAGCCAGGUGGAAAGCAUGGCCAGCCGUAGCAAAAUGCUUGUUGAAAUUCUCGAUUAUUGUAGAUUUAUCGCUGGUGAUAGUGUUUCCUAGCCUCAGUGCAGUGGGCAGCUGGGAGGAAGUGCUCUUAUUCUCCAUGGACUUUACAGUGUCCCAAAACUUUUUGGAGUUAGUGCUACAGGAUGCAAAUUUCUGUUUGAAAAAGUUAGCCUUUGCUUUCCUGACUGCUUGUGUAUAUUGGUUCCUAACUUCCCUGAAAAGUUGCAUAUCGCGGGGGCUAUUUGAUGCUAAUGCAGUACGCCACAGGAUGUUUUUGUGCUGGUCAAGGGCAGUCAAGUCUGAGGAGAACCAGGGGCUAUAUCUGUUCUUAGUUCUGUAUUUUUUGAAUGGGGCAUGUUUAUUUAAGGCAUUGAAGAUGAAACGUGGCUGGGUCUUUCAGCAUGACAAUGAUCCCAAACACACCGCCCGGGCAACGAAGGAGUGGCUUCGUAAGAAGCAUUUCAAGGUCCUGGAGUGGCCUAGCCAGUCUCCAGAUCUCAACCCCAUAGAAAAUCUUUGGAGGGAGUUGAAAGUCUGUGUUGCCCAGCGACAGCCCCAAAACAUCACUGCUCUAGAGGAGAUCUGCAUGGAGGAAUGGGCCAAUAUACCAGCAACAGUGUGUGAAAACCUUGUGAAGACUUACAGAAAACGUUUGACCUGUGUCAUUGCCAACAAAGGGUAUAUAACAAAGUAUUGAGAAACUUUUGUUAUUGACCAAAUACUUAUUUUCCACCAUAAUUUGCAAAUAAAUUCAUAAAAAAUUCUACAAUGUGAUUUUCUGGAUUUUGUUUUCUCAUUUUGUCUGUCAUAGUUGACGUGUACCUAUGAUGAAAAUUACAGGCCUCUCUCAUCUUUUUAAGUGGGAGAACUUGCACAAUUGGUGGCUGACUAAAUACUUUUUUCCCCCACUGUAGCUAGUGAAGACAAAGCCUUGGUCUGGUGUGAAACAUAGCUAGUGAAGACAAAAGCCUUGGCCUGGUGUGAAACAUAGCUAGUGAAGACAAAGCCUCGGCCUAGUGUGAAACAUUGUACUGCUGUAUCUCUAGACGUGCUGGACAUGGUUGAUGUGAUCAUGGAGGGCAGCGAGGGGGAGACGGAGGAGCUGGGCCCGGCGCUUAGUGAUGACCUCAUCCUCCAGACCUUCCCUUUCAGUGCCGUGGUACCUGCUGUCCUGGAGGCCAGGAACAAACUACCUGCUACCUACAGAACGGAGAAAGGUAAACUACUGAAGUACUUCCUGGCUGGCUGUCGGACUGACUGUCUGGCCGUCUGGGGCUCGUUCAAACACUCAGCCUUGUUUGCUUCUUUUUAAAUGUAGUGUGAGCCAUCCAAUGUAUGUGUCUUGGUGCAUGUGGGUAUUCAUAGAUGUUUCUAAUCCCGUCUCUGUAUUUGACCCUAGGGGUGGUGUAUAAUGUAAUCUUGUGUAUUUGACCCCAGGGAUGGUGUAUAAUGUUGUGUAUUUGACCCCAGGGAUGGUGUAUAAUGUAAUCUUGUGUAUAUUGACCCUAGGGGUGGUGUAUAAUGUAAUCUUGUGUAUUUGACCCUAGGGGUGGUGUAUAAUAUAAUAUUGUGUAUUUGACCCCAGGGAUGGUGUAUAAUGUAAUCGUGUGUAUUUGACCCUAGAGAUGGUGUAUAAUGUAAUCGUGUGUAUAUUGACCCUAGGGGUGGUGUAUAAUAUAAUCUUGUGUAUUUGACCCCAGGGAUGGUGUAUAAUGUAAUGUUGUGUAUUUGACCCUAGGGGUGGUGUAUAAUGUAAUGUUGUGUAUUUGACCCCAGGGAUGGUGUAUAAUGUAAUGUUGUGUAUUUGACCCCAGGGAUGGUGUAUAAUGUAAUGUUGUGUAUUUGACCCCAGGGAUGGUGUAUAAUGUAAUGUUGUGUAUUUGACCCUAGGGAUGGUGUAUAAUAUAAUAUUGUAUAUUUAGGUGUGGUAUAUGACUACAUGGCAACAGUCCUAUGUGACGUGCUCCACUGUCAGAGAGACCCUCUGCCCCUCAGCCUGGCCCUUCUACAGUACGAUAAAGAGCUGGACUCCUCUGAAGACCCUCCCCAUCCCUCCAUCAUUCACCUCCAUCACUACUACACAACAUGGCUGCCCCAACAGGCGCGCGAACAUCUGGUCAGAACACCUCCCUCUCCUCACGAUCAUGCAGAUAACUUAUUAUUAUUGUGUUUUAAUAUCAGUCUUAUUACAUGUAGUAGUGUUAUCAUGUUCAUACGUGUUCAUAAUAGCAUUAUUUGUAAAAGUGUGUUUAGAGUAUUUCAUAGUGGUAAUUACAAUUGUAUUAUUAUGUAUCCACAACAAACUCCUGUUCUAUCGUCUCUCCUCUGUCCGACAGUUCCUGUCCUGGGAAAGCCCUGUCGAUGUCUCUCCUACUCCUGUGACCUUUGCUGACCUACUGAAGACAACCUACAGCCAAGGGGCCUCUGCCCUGCUAGAAGACUCCUUCAGACGGAGAAUAGAGGAGCGUCUGGCCGCUAUGGCGAUGGCUGAGUAUCCUGUUGCAGCCAAGCAGAUCCUACUGUACAUCAAAACCACUGUGGACAACUUCAGCAUGGUACAGAGAAACACUCGCCGAACCUUUUAUGUGAACGCUGCUUUUUCUCGCUGUUAUCAAGCUGCGUCUGCCGUGAUCUGUUCCUAACACGUUGCCUCCUGUCUCUCCACAGUUGUCUAUAGACACAGGGCUGCUGGCACUGAAUGUCCUGAUGGGAGUUCUCCAGGGGUUGGUGUUGAGGCUUCAGAGCCCACAGGAACAAACUGAGGCAACCGAGGUAGAGCCCAUGGUCGCAGCAGAGACUGAGCCCAUGGUCGCAGCAGAGACUGAGCCCAUGGUCGCAGCAGAGACUGAGCCCGUGGUCGCAGCAGAGACUGAGCCCGUGGUCGCAGCAGAGACUGAGCCCGUGGUCGCUGAUCAGAAGGCAGCAGAGACAGCCGUUCCCAUGGCUGUGGUUCCUACGGUGGCAGCAGAGACUGAGCCCAUGGCUAUGGGUCAGGACACAGCCACAGUAGUAGAUCCAGCCAAGGCAGCAGAACCCAAAGCUGUGGACCUCCUGGAGGGAUCGGAUCUCUUCCUGGAGGUCAACCCCUCUUCGGAAGUAGAGGACAACGACAACCUGGUAGGACCAGGAGCCUUUUUACUGGAAGUAGAAUACCAGAUGUAGUAGUCAGUAACUCUUUGUGGCGUAUCUUUAGAGUCGUACCCUUGUUCUCCUUUGUUUACUGCUGCUUAACAACGUAUCCCUGGUUCGAUUUGGGAGAUUUUUUGUUUACCUUUUUUUGUUCUCGUGAUAUGAUGUACUGUGUCCUUUCUGGCCGUGUCUGUAGGUGGUGUUGUCAGUGCUGAGUUCCAUCCUGAAGCACCCAUGUAUCGAGCAGUGGUUCCUGUCUCUGGAGUUGUCCUCUGUCCCUCCUACCUCCCUCAACCCGGUCAGGCUGAAGCUGCUGUGUGCUGAACUGUCUGACUGCAUCCUGGGUCUGUUACAGUCCUCCGCCUCCGCCCUGCGAUCCCUGGACUCCCUCUAUCUCCUCUCCCCUUACCUAGAGGCUGUAUCAAGGGCUCUGCUCAGAGAGCUGGGGGAGAGGAGGGAGACCGACAAGGAGUCCCGGCCUGUGAGAGCCUUCGUGGCGCUGCAUGCCUACAUGGAGCCCUCUCUCUUCCAGGAGCUGGUCUCUUCUCUUCUCCUACUCCCCCAGGAGACACUCAUCACCCCGGGGGAGAGUUACCAGGAGGGGGAAGAAGACGGUGAGAAGAGCUCCAGAGCAGCAGAGCUCAGUGUCUAUGGACGCACGGCACUACAUGUCCUCACCGAGACCUCUUCGUCCGGCUCCCCUCUCCUCCUCCUCUCCCAGGCCCACCUCCAAGGCCUGGCCACCCUGCUCCUGUCCUGCUCCAGCCCAUCUCUGGAGACCUUCCUCCUGCAGGCCCUGAGGACCCAGCCAGGCAACGCUAAACUCCUCCACACUGACGUCCUGCUCCACUGUCUCCAGGGGCCUCCUACUGCAGCCGCCAAAGCCCUCGGGGCAGCCCUGCUGCACAACUGCUCUACUCACAGGCUCCGCUUCGAGGUGUGGUGCCUGCAGCCGCAGCACCUGGAGAAACUCACGGACCAGACGGGGGCAUUCCUACCGCUGGUCAACAGCUACCUGCAGACUGCAGCCAGAGAGGACCCUGCCAGGCCUAAUGAAGGUAGGUGGUUGUGGCCUAGUCUGCAGUGUCAGACUCAUUGGAACUAUAUUUAUACUCCCACCGUUGGAAAAUCCUAACUUCCACUGAUUUAGUCUCUCAUUGACAUUAAUGCAUGACUAAAGAAGUUUAAAGUUUAAGAACCAACCAUGCACGAUCACAGUCACCAUGUUGUUCGGGGUUGUCCCACAGUUCAGACAGCGGUGCUGAAGGUCCUGAAGCAGGCCCUGCUCCCCAGGUUGAUCCUCUCUGUGCUGGGGCAGGAGACAGGGGAGGCCCUGGGGGCUGUGGAGGUUGUGGAGGCUCUCUCCAGCCUGGUCAUACUGGCAGCUAAGGUCAAGGACAUCAGAGAGCUCAUCACCUCCCUGCCCGCUGCCCUGCAGAAACUAGACGGCUUUGAAAGGUAAUGUCUUCGUACGGGUAUUACCUCAGUAAAACUUGGCCGAAAUGGUCAAAUGAAGGUGUGCAUUCCAGACCUUUCUGUGUAGGUUGUUGUAUAAUGUUGAUGUGAUUCCUAAUGUGACUUCUCCAGGCAUUGUGAUAUCUGAUCAUUUGUUCUGACUUUUCAAAUCAAAUCAAAUGUUAUUUGUCACAUGCGCCGACUACAACAGAUGUAGACCUUACAGUGAAAUGCUUACUUACAAGCCCUUAACCAACAAUGCAGUUCAAGAAAUAGAGUUAAGAAAAUAUUAACUAAAUAAACUAAAGUAAAAUAUAAAGUAACAAUAAAAUAACAAUAACGAGGCUAUAUACAGGGGGUACCGGUACUGAGUCAAUGUGUGGGGGUACAGGUUAGUUGAGGUAAUUUGUACAUGUACAGUGGGGGAAAAAAGUAUUUAGUCAGCCACCAAUUGUGCAAGUUCUCCCACUUAAAAAGAUGAGAGAGGCCUGUAAUUUUCAUCAUAGGUACACGUCAACUAUGACAGACAAAUUGAGAGAGAAAAAAAUCCAGAAAAUCACAUUGUAGGAUUUUUAAUGAAUUUAUUUGCAAAUUAUGGUGGAAAAUAAGUAUUUGGUCACCUACAAACAAGCAAGAUUUCUGGCUCUCACAGACCUGUAACUUCUUCUUUAAGAGGCUCCUCUGUCCUCCACUCGUUACCUGUAUUAAUGGCACCUGUUUGAACUUGUUAUCAGUAUAAAAGACACCUGUCCACAACCUCAAACAGUCACACUCCAAACUCCACUAUGGCCAAGACCAAAGAGCUGUCAAAGGACACCAGAAACACAAUUGUAGACCUGCACCAGGCUGGGAAGACUGAAUCUGCAAUAGGUAAGCAGCUUGGUUUGAAGAAAUCAACUGUGGGAGCAAUUAUUAGGAAAUGGAAGACAUAAAAGACCACUGAUAAUCUCCCUCGAUCUGGGGCUCCACGCAAGAUCUCACCCCGUGGGGUCAAAAUGAUCACAAGAACGGUGAGCAAAAAUCCCAGAACCACACGGGGGGACCUAGUGAAUGACCUGCAGAGAGCUGGGACCAAAGUAACAAAGCCUACCAUCAGUAACACACUACGCCGCCAGGGACUCAAAUCCUGCAGUGCCAGACGUGUCCCCCUGCUUAAGCCAGUACAUGUCCAGGCCCGUCUGAAGUUUGCUAGAGUGAAUUUGGAUGAUCCAGAAGAGGAUUGGGAGAAUGUCAUUUGGUCAGAUGAAACCAAAAUAUAACUUUUUGGUAAAAACUCAACUCGUCGUGUUUGGAGGACAAAGAAUGCUGAGUUGCAUCCAAAGAACACCAUACCUACUGUGAAGCAUGGGGGUGGAAACAUCAUGCUUUGGGGCUGUUUUUCUGCAAAGGGACCAGGACGACUGAUCAGUGUAAAGGAAAGAAUGAAUGGGGCCAUGUAUCGUGAGAUUUUGAGUGAAAACCUCCUUCCAUCAGCAAGGGCAUUGAAGAUGAAACGUGGCUGGGUCUUUCAGCAUGACAAUGAUCCCAAACACACCGCCCGGGCAACGAAGGAGUGGCUUCAUAAGAAGCAUUUCAAGGUCCUGGAGUGGCCUAGCCAGUCUCCAGAUCUCAACCCCAUAGAAAAUCUUUGGAGGGAGUUGAAAGCCUGUGUUGCCCAGCGACAGCCCCAAAACAUCACUGCUCUAGAGGUGAUCUGCAUGGAGGAAUGGGCCAAAAUACCAGCAACAGUGUGUGAAAACCUUGUGAAGACUUACAGAAAACGUUUGACCUGUGUCAUUGCCAACAAAGGGUAUAUAACAAAGUAUUGAGAAACUUUUGUUAUUGACCAAAUACUUAUUUUCCACCAUAAUUUGCAAAUAAAUUCAUAAAAAAUCCUACAAUGUGAUUUUCUGGAAUUGUUUUUCUCAUUUUGUCUGUCAUAGUUGACGUGUACCUAUGAUGAAAAUUACAGGCCUCUCUCGUCUUUUUAAGUGGGAGAACUUGCACAAUUGGUGGCUGACUAAAUACUUGUUUUCCCCACUGUAGGUAGGGGUAAAGUGACUAUGCAUAGAUAAUAAACAGCGAGUAGCAGCAGUGUAAAAACAAAUAGUCCAGGUGGCCAUUUGAUUAAUUGUUCUGCAGUCUUAUGGCUUGGGGGCAGAAGCUGUUAAGAAGCCGUUUGGACCUAGACAUGGCGCUCCGGUACCGUUUGCCAUUCGGUAGCAGAGAGAACAGUCUAUGACUUGGGUGACUGGAGUCUUUGACAAUGUUUUGGGCCUUCCUCUGACACCGCCUGGUAUAGAGGUCCUGGAUGGCAGGAAGCUUGGCCCCAGUGAUGUACUGGGCCAUACGCACUACCCUCUGUAGCGCCUUACGGUCGGAUGCCGAGCAGUUGCCAUACCAGGCGGUGAUGCAACCGGUCAGGAUGCUCUCGAUGGUGCAGCUGUAGAACUUUUUGAGGAUCUGGGGACCCAUGCCAAAUCUUUUCAGUCUCCUGAGGGGGAAAAGGUGUUGUCGUGUCCUCUUCCCGACUGUCUUGGUGUGUUUGGACCAUGAUAAUUUGUUGGUGAUGUGGACACCAAGGAACUUGGAACUCUCGACCCGCUCCAUUACAGCCCCGUCAAUGUUAAUGGGGUUGUGUUUGGCCCUCCUUUUCCUGUAGUUCGCGAUCAUCUCCUUUGUCUUGCUCACAUUGAGGGAGAGUUUGUUGUCCUGGCACCACACUGCCAGGUCUCUGGCCUCCUCCCUAUAGGCUGUCUUAUCGUUGUCGGUGAUCAGGCCUACCACCGUUGUGUCAUCAGCAAACUUAAUGAUGCUGUUGGAGUCGUGCUUGGCCACGCAGUCGUGGGUGAACAGGGAGUACAGGAUGGGACUAAGCACACACCCCUGAGGGGCCCCCGUGUUGAGGAUCAGCGUGGCAGAUGUGUUCUUGCUUACCUUUACCACCUGGGGGCGGCCCGUCAGGAAGUUCAGGAUCCAGUUGCAGAGGGAGGUGUUUAGUCCCAGGGUCCUUAGCUUAGUGAUGAGCUUUGUGGGCACUAUGGUGUUGAACGCUGAGCUGUAGUCAAUGAACAGCAUUCUCACAUAGGUGUUCCUUUUGUCCAGGUGGGAAAGGGCAGUGUGGAGUGCAAUAGAGAUUGUAUCAUCUGUGGAUCUGUUGGGGCGGUAUGCAAAUUGGAGUGGGUCUUGGGUUUCCGGGAUGAUGGUAUUGAUGUGAGCCAUAACAAGCCUUUCAAAGCACUUCAUGGCUACCGACAUGGUACAGGGUAGUAGUCAUUUAGGCAGGUUACCUUCACUUUCUUGGGCACAGCUGGUGCUCUCAUGCAUGCUUCAGUGUUGCUUGCCUCGAAGCAAGCAUAAAAGCCAUUUAGCUCGUCUGGUAGGCUCGUGUCACUGGGCAGCUCACGGCUGGGUUUCGCUCUGUAGUACGUAAUAGUUUGCAAGCCCUGCCACAUCUGAUGAGCGUCAGAGCUGGUGUAGUAGGAUUCAAUCUUAGUCCUGGAUUGACGCUUUGCCUGUUUGAUGGUUCGUCUGAGGACAUAGAGGGAUUUCUUAUAGGCGUCCGGAUUAGUGUCCCGCUCCUUGAAAGCGGCAGCUCUAGCCUUUAGCUCGGUGCGGAUGUUGCCUGUAAUCCAUGGCAUCUGGUUGGAAUAUGUACGUACGGUCAAUGUGGGGACGACGUCGUCGUCGAUGCACUUAUUGAUGAAGCCGGUGACUGAGGUGGUAUACUCCUCAAUGCCAUUGGAUGAAUCCCGGAACAUAUUCCAGUCUGUGCUAGCAAAACAGUCCUGUAGCGUAGCAUCUGCGUCAUCUGACCACUUCCAUAUUGAGCGAGUCACUGGUGCUUCCUGCUUUAGUUUUUCCUUGUAAGCAGGAAUCAGGAGGAUAUAAUUAUGGUCAGAUUUGCCAAAUAGAGGGCGAGGGAGAGCUUUGUAUGCGUCUCUGUGUGUGGAGUAAAGGUGGUCUAGAGUUUUUUGUCUUCUGGUUGCACAUGUGACAUGCUGGUAGAAAUGAGAUAAAAUGGAUUUAAGUUUCCCUGCAUUAAAGUCCCCGGCCACUAGGCGCACCUUGCAACUCUGCCUACAUUUACAUUUACAUUUUAGUCAUUUAGCAGACGCUCUUAUCCAGAGCGACUUACAGUUAGACCAGUGUGUAAUCCGGCCAAAUAUCGAACCAUGUCUCUGAGUUGAUAAGGGUCAUUUGUGUGUGUGUGCGUGCAUGUGUCUGUCUGCGUUUGUAGGUCAGCAUCCCGGAGUCGCCUCUUCACUGUUGACGUUGAGACUGGUGUUUUGCGGGUACUAUUUAAUGAAGCUGCCAGUUGAGGACCUGUGAGGCGUCUGUUUCUCAAACUAGACACUCUAAUGUAUUUGUCCUCUUGCUCAGUUGUGCACCGGGGCCUCCCACUCCUCUUUCUAUUCUGGUUAGAGCCAGUUUGCGCUGUUCUGUGAAGGGAGUAGUACACAGCGUUGUACGAGAUCUUCAGCUUCUUGGCAAUUUCUCGCAUGGAAUAGCCUUCAUUUCUCAGAACAAGAAUAGACUGACAAGUUUCAGAAGAAAGUUAUUUCUUUCUGGCCAUUUUGAGCCUGUAAUCGAACCCACAAUUGCUGAUGCUCCAGAUACUCAACUAGUCUCAAGAAGGCCAGUUUUAUUGCAUAUUUAAUCAGCACAACAGUUUUCAGCUGUGCUAACAUAAUUGCAAAAGGGUUUUCUAAUGAUCAAUUAGCCUUUUAAAAUGAUAAACUUGGAUUAGCAAACACAACGUGCCAUUGGAACACAGGACUGAUGGUUGCUGAUAAUGGGCCUCUGUACGCCUAUGUAGAUACUCCAUUAAAAAUCAGCCAUUUCCAGCUUGUAAUGAUGUCAUGUCAUAGUAUCGUGGGGACCAGGUUAGAGUUACUAGAUAAGUGGCUUGGUGCCACGGAGUCUACAUUCCGUUAUGUCAAAGGAGAUUACUGAUGUUUAUGAUAGCAUGAUUGAUGGACAGGAUAUACUGACUUGGGGUAAAGAGUAAUAACAUCAAAGAAUGGGGAGUGCCCAUGAUGGGUACCAGAUGUUCGUGGAGAGACUUGUAACAGAGGGUAUAUAUAGAGAGAGUGGAUCUUUGUUCUGGAGUUAGGAAGUUGGGAGAGGCAGGGCCAUGUCUGUUAUAACUAACCAUGGUACCAUAUUAAAUAUCUUAUAUGAACUCCCCAUCAAAAGUGUCUAAGUACUUCCUUACAUUCGUAAUCACUUGAUACCCUAGAAACUCAUCAUAACACAGCUACAAUAGCCAUUUACAACAUUAACAAUGUCUACACUGUAUUUCUGAUCAAUUUGAUGUUAUUUUAAUGGACAAAAGAAAUUGCUUUUCUUUCGAAAACAAGGACAUUUCUAAGUGACCCCAAACUUUUGAACGGUAGUGUAGAUGAGAACUCUCUUGGUAGAUAGUAUGGUCUACAGCUUAUCAUGAGGUACUCUACCUCAGGUGAGCAAUACCUUGAGACUUCUUAAUAUUAGACAUCACUCACCAGCUGUUAUUGAAAAAUAGACACACACCCCCGGCCCUCGUCUUACCAGACGUAGCUGUUCUGUCCUGCCGAUGCACGGAAAACCCAGCUAACUGUAUAUUAUCCGUGUCGUCGUUCAGUCACGACUCGGUGAAACAUAAGAUAUUACAGUUUUUAAUGUCCCGUUGGUAGGAUAGUCUCGAACGGAGAUCAUCCAGUUUUUUCUCCAGUGUUUGCACGUUGGCCAAUAGAACGGAUGGUAGUGUCGGGUUACCAACUCGCUGACGAAUUCUCACCAGGCACCCCGAUCUCCGCCCCCUGUAUUUCCGUCUUUUCUUCACGCGAAUAACGGGGAUUUGGGCCUGGACUCGGAGAUGCAGUAUAUCCUUUGCGUUGGACUCAUUCAAUAAAAAAUCUUCGUCCAGUUCGAGGUGAGUAAUCGCUGUUCUGAUGUCCAGAAGCUCUUUUCGGUCAUAAGAGACGGUAGCAGCAACAUUAUGUACAAAAGAAGUUACAAACAAUGUAAAAAAACACACAAUAUAGCACAGUUGGUUAGGAGCCCGUAAAACGGCAGCCAUCCCCUCCGGCCGACUUUCUAAUAAUGGCGCCGAUUUCAGUUAUUUCAGUUAAAUACAAACACCUACUAGGGUUACAGGGGCUGUGUAUCAACAAGGUGUAUUUUCUCUCUGUCCCUCCCUCCAGAUGGCAGUUGGUGGACCCCAUCAGUGCUGUGCUGUCUGACUGUCCAGAGGAGCUAGAGGAGUGGAGGAAGUCGGUGCUCUCUGCCGCCCUCCGGUGGCUGAGCUCCUCCUACAGUCACAACAGAGACCAGAACACGGCACCACUCACACAGGAAGACAGCAUACUGAACAGACUAACGGUACUACUGGUGGGUCCACAGUCUAUCAUGCUAAAAUACAUGUUGUCCGUGUCCCAAAUGACACCCUAUUCCUUAUAUAGUGCACCACUUUUAACCAGAGCCCAUAGGAUGUUUUUUGUUGAUAUGUCAAUGACUAAAAUGUAAACGUAAUGUUGGUUCUGUUGUACAUUUUAGUCAUCUUAUCCAGAGCAAUUUACAGUUAGUGAGUGCAUACAUUUUCGUACUGGUCCCCUGUGGGAAUCGAACCCGCAAUACUGGCGUUGCAAGCGCCAUGCUCUACCAGCUAAGCCACACGGGUCUACAUUGGUAACUCAGAAGCAAACUUUCCCCCCCUAGACUUUUCCAGAAGACAUCACAGCAGCUGAAUGGAACAGCUUUGUCAAGGCUGGACUGAAGUAAGUCAUUGAUCUUAUUCUUUAUUCAGACACAUUCCUAUUCAACAGAAGAGUUGUCUGUCAAGGGGUCUGUAGAGUAUCAGAUUUGAUAUAUCUAACCUUUUUAUUUCUCCGGGUUAGUCUGAGAUGUAUUUUCAACAGUAGAUGUCUAGUGUUUAAACUGAUCUUUUCCUUCCCAGGUGUCGCUAUAGAGACCAUAACUUCCUGAGCACCCUGAACAGCCUGUUGGAUCUGAUAUAUGGAGGUAGUGAAGGACCUAAAGACCUGCUGCCUCUGUCUACCAUCCACACGAUGGCCUCCAGCCACUCCCUGUUCCUACCCACCAUGCUGGGAGCAGAGGAGGACCUUAGUGGGAACACACAGGUUAAAGGUACAGAACAGGACCUUAGUGGGAACACACAGGUUAAAGGAUCAGAACAUUUUGUUGCUCUCCAUAUGUUUUUUCUAACAGCCGAUCCAGAUCAGAAUUUUGCUACUCCCAGAAUUCUUUAUCUAAGUGGUAUUUUUGCCCAGCAACAGUUAUUGAAGUGGUAUUUUUGCCCAGCAACAGUUAUCGAGGUGGUAUUUUUGCCCAGCAACAGUUAUCGAAGUGGUCUUUUUUGCCCAGCAACAGUUAUCGAGGUGGUAUUUUUUCCCAGCAACAGUUAUCGAAGUGGUCUUUUUUUCCUUGAAAAGUUAUCUAAGUGUUUUUUUUCUCCCAGCAACAGUUAUCUAAAUGGUAUUUUCGCCCAGCAACAGUUAUCUAAGGGGUAUUUUGCCCAGCAGUUAUCUAAGUGGUAUUUUUGGCCAACAACAGUUAUCUAAGUGGUAUUGUUUCCCAGGAACAGUUAUCUAAGUGGUAUCUUUGCCUAGCAACAGGUUUCUAAGUGGGAUGUGCAUACCCCCCUCGUUUUCUCCUUUCACUUCUAGAUCAUACCGAUAUAACCAUAACUAUAAUAUGUAACACACUAAACAUGUAACACACUAAACACUGUAUGUAACACGCUAAACACUGUAUGUAACACGCUAAACACUGUAUGUAACACGCUAAACACUGUAUGUAACACACUAAACACUGUAUGUAACACGCUAAACACUGUAUGUAACACACUAAACACUGUAUGUAACACGCUAAACACUAUGUAACACGCUAAACACUGUAUGUAACACACUAAACACUGUAUGUAACACACUAAACACUGUAUGUAACACACUAAACACUGUGUAACACGCUAAACACUAUGUAACACGCUAAACACUAUGUAACACGCUAAACACUAUGUAACACGCUAAACACUGUAUGUAACACGCUAAACACUGUAUGUAACAUGCUAAACACUGUAUGUAACACACUAAACACUGUAUGUAACACGCUAAACACUGUAUGUAACACACUAAACACUGUAUGUAACACGCUAAACACUGUAUGUAACACACUAAACACUGUAUGUAACACGCUAAACACUGUAUGUAACACGCUAAACCACGUAUGUAACACGCUAAACACUGUAUGUAACCCGCUAACACUGUAUGUAACACACUAAACACUGUAUGUAACACAGCUAAACACUGUGUAACACCGCUAAACACUAUGUAACACGCUAAACCUAUGUAACACGCUAAACACUGAUGUACACGCUAACACUGUAUGUAAACAUGCUAAACACUGUAUGUAAUUAACACUGUAAUGUAACACACUAACACUGUAUGUAACACGCCUAAACAACUGUAUGUAACACACUAAACACUGUAUGUAACACGCUAAACACUGUAGUAACACACUAAACACUGUAUUUAACACGCUAAACACUGUAUGUAACACGCUAAAACACUGUAUGUAACACUAAACACUGUAUGUAACACGCUAAACACUGUAUGUAACACGCUAAACACUGUAUGUAACACGCUAAACACUGUAUGUAACACGCUAAACACUGUAUGUAACAUGCUAAACACUGUAUGGAACACGCUAAACACUGUAUGUAACACGCUAAACACUGUAUGUAACACGCUAAACACUGUAUGCAACACGCUAAACACUAUGUAACACGCUAAACACUGUAUGUAACACGCUAAACACUAUGUAACACACUAAACACUGUAUGUAACACGCUAAACACUGUAUGGAACACGCUAAACACUGUAUGGAACACGCUAAACACUGUAUGUAACACGCUAAACACUAUGUAACACACAGCUCUGUCUGUUAUCUCUUCCAGAGGCCCUGGUCUCUCUCCUGCUCAGCCUAGUGAAGAGAAGUCCCGCUGUCUGUAACAGCAACCACUUUGUGGUCAUACUGGGAGCGUAUGGCGCUACACUGAGUACUACAGGUAACCGAGCUGUUCCUGUGGGGUUUUAAAUGUCUUCUAUUCCACAGUGGCUAACAUGUAUUUUCUGUGCAGAUCAGAAACUGUUACUGCUGCUGCAGGAGUAUGAAGAUAACAGCAUCAGUCUGGUAGACUUUCAGUAAGUUUAUGAAUCUAUUAACUUUCAUCUCAAUAAGUUGCGUGUGGCCACGUGCGUGCUAUUACACUGAUAUCUCUGUGUGUGUGUGACCUGCAGGUGCAUGCUGUGGGGCCCAGCGGCGGUGGAGCACCAUAAGGCCCGGAAAAGCCUGGGCGUUUCCUUGUGGCAGCAACCCAGCUCUGAGGACCUCCUGGCCCUGCUCAGCCCUGACACCAUGAUCAACACCAUUACUCACUUUCCCCUGCAGCGCAGGAUCAUCCUGCAGGUAACCAACACACACACACACACACACACACACACACACACACACUUUUAUGAGACUUAUUUAUAAUGUUUAGACCCUGGAGUUUUUCCUGAACAUGUGACCUGACAAAGAAAGGACUCUGGACCUUUUUAAUUAAACUAUAACUAGACUAACUAGUGCCCAGAUUCUCACCUGUUUUCUAUAUUCUGGGAAAACUCUUGGCCCUGUUCAUGUAUUAUAACGUGGUGCAACAUAAGAUGGCUUUGUGAGGGGGGCCACACUCAUCCGUCUUCUUCAACAGGAGGGUAAAGAGCUGCUUUUCAAAGAUGAGGAAGUGAAGGAUCUUGGGAGUGUGUACGACCCCUGUUUCCUCCUGCCUCUCUUCAGUGCUAUGCUCCAGCCAGGUGACUACUACCAUUUAACAAACACCUGAAUAUAAUUUAAACAUCCAAGCAUUUAAACAUCCAAGCAUUUAAACAUCCAAGCAUUUAAACAUUAAAGCAUGUAAACCUCAAAGCAUGUAAACAUCAAAGCAUGCAAACAUCACAGCAUUAAAACAUCAAAGCAUUAAAACAUAAAAUAAUUUAAACAUCAAAGCAUUUAAACAUCUAAGCAUUUAAACAUCAACGCAUUUAAACAUCAAAGCAUUUAAACAUCCAUGCAUUUAAACAUCACAUCAUUUAAACAUCACAUCAUUUAAACAUCAACACAUUUAAACAUCAAAGCAUUUAAACAUCAACAUAUUUAAACAUCAAAUCAUUUAAACAUCAACAUAUUUAAACAUCAACGUAUUUAAACAUCAAAGCAUUUAAACAUCAAAGCAUUUAAACAUCAAAGCAUUUAAACAUCAACACAUUUAAACAUCAAAUCAAAUCAAAUCAAAUCAAAUCAAAUUUUAUUGGUCACAUGCGCCGAAUACAACAGGUGCAGACAUUACAGUGAAAUGCUUACUUACAGCCCUUAACCAACAGUGCAUUUAUUUUAAACAAAAAAGUAAGAAUAAAACAACAACAAAAAAGUGUUGAGAAAAAAAGAGCAGAAGUAAAAAUAAAGUGACAGUAGGGAGGCUAUAUAUACAAUAGAAUAAAGUGACAGUAGGGAGGCUAUAUAUACAGGGGGGUACCGUUGCAUAGUCAAUGUGCGGGGGCACCGGCUAGUUGAGGUAGUUGAGGUAAUAUGUACAUGUGGGUAGAGUUAAAGUGACUAUGCAUAAAUACUUAACAGAGUAGCAGCAGCGUAAAAAGUAUGGGGUGGGGGGGCAGUGCAAAUAGUCCGGGUAGCCAUGAUUAGCUGUUCAGGAGUCUUAUGGCUUGGGGGUAGAAGCUGUUGAGAAGUCUUUUGGACCUAGACUUGGCACUCCGGUACCGCUUGCCGUGCGGUAGCAGAGAGAACAGUCUAUGACUAGGGUGACUGGAGUCUUUGACAAUUUUGAGGGCCUUCCUCUGACACCGCCUGGUAUAGAGGUCCUGGAUGGCAGGGAGCUUUGCCCCUGUGAUGUACUGGGCCGUACGCACUACCCUCUGUAGUGCCUUGCGGUCAGAGGCCAAGCAGUUGCCAUACCAGGCGGUGAUGCAACCAGUCAGGAUGCUCUCGAUGGUGCAGCUGUAGAAUUUUUUGAGGAUCUGAGGACCCAUGCCAAAUCUUUUUAGUCUCCUGAGGGGGAAUAGGCUUUGUCGUGCCCUCUUCACGACUGUCUUGGUGUGUUUGGACCAUGAUAGUUCGUUGGUGAUGUGGACACCAAGGAACUUGAAGCUCUCAACCUGUUCCACUACAGCCCCGUCGAUGAGAAUGGGGGCGUGCUCAGUCCUCUUUUUUUUCCUGUAGUCCACAAUCAUCUCCUUUGUCUUGGUCACGUUGAGGGAGAGGUUGUUGUCCUGGCACCACACGGCCAGAUCUCUGACCUCCCUAUAGGCUGUCUCAUCGUUGUCGGUGAUCAGGCCUACCACUGUUGUGUCGUCGGCAAACUUAAUGAUGGUGUUGGAGUCGUGCCUGGCCAUGCAGUCAUGGGUGAACAGAGAGUACAGGAGGGGACUGAGCACGCACCCCUGAGGGGCCCCCGUGUUGAGGAUCAGUGUGGCAGAUGUGUUGUUACCUACCCUUACCACCUGGGGGCGGCCCGUCAGGAAGUCCAGGAUCCAGUUGCAGAGGGAGGUGUUUAGUCCCAGGAUCCUUAGCUUAGUGAUGAGCUUUGAGGGCACUAUGGUGUUGAAUGCUGAGCUGUAGUCAAUGAAUAGCAUUUAAACAUCAAAUCAUUUAAACAUCAAUCAUUUAAACAUCUAAGCAUUUAAACAUCAAAGCAUUUAAACAUUGAAGCAUUUAAACAUCAAAGCAUUUAAACAUCAACACAUUUAAACAUCAAAGCAUUUAAACAUCAAAGCAUUUAAACAUCAAAUCAUUUAAACAUCAAAGCAUUUAAACAUAAACAUAUUUAAACAUAAAAGCAUUUAAACAUCAACGCAUUUAAACAUCAAAGCAUUUAAACAUCAACACAUUUAAACAUCAAAUCAUUUAAACAUCAAAGCAUUUAAACAUAAACAUAUUUAAACAUCAAAGCAUUUAAACAUCAACACAUUUAAACAUCAAAUCAUUUAAACAUCAAAGCAUUUAAACAUUGAAGCAUUUAAACAUCACACUUAACUGAAACAUUUGACACAGUCAAAAAAAGAUGGAGACAUGAAAACAAGAAUUGACAUGGUUAAAAAGACAUUAUCAAAAUAAUACCGAAGUAAUUAUACUGUGAAACUAAAGAGUUACAUUAGGUCAGGCUAAAAACGUCUUCGGCGCUUCUUUAGCACCAAUAUAGUUGUUUGUGAAACCACUUCUUUAGUGAAUCACUAAAUCCCUGACUAUGGGACAUCUAAAUGCACUCUGUUACGUUGAACCAAUGAUGUUGUUACUGCACAGCCUUCAGCUGAACCAAACUGUUGUCUUUCCUCCCCCCCCCUCCCCUGUGACAGAGUCUGUGAUAGACUGUCUGAAGUUUGUGUCCAGUCACGGCCUUGGUGUCACGAUGGUGUCCCUGAGUAGUUAUGACCCCAAGCUGAGGGCCGCAGCCUACCAGGUUCUAGCUUCAUACUACCAUCACCUGGAGGCUGCUCGCUUCAGGGAGAAGAGACAGGUACACACACACACACACACACACAGACACACACACACACACACACACACAACAGACACAGACACACAGACACACACACACACACACACACGUAUGCACGCUCACACACACAGACUGAUCUCUCGUUAUUUGCGGUUCAUCUCAUGUGAUUUACUUUACUUUUUGAUAUUAUAUUUAGAGAGAGAGAGAUGGUGACAUAUACUGAGUGUACGAAACAUUAGGAACACCUUCCUAAUAUUUAGUUGCACCCCCUUUUUGCCCUCAGAACAGCCUCAAUUCGUCAGGGGCAUGGACUCUACAAGGUGUCGAAAGCGCUCCACAGGGAUGCUGGCCCCAUGUUGACUCCAAUGCUUCCCACAGUUGUGUCAAGUUGGCUGGAUGUCCUUUGGGUUGUGGACCAUUUUUGAUACACACAGGAAACUGUUAAGCGUGAAAAACCCAACAGCGUUACAGUUCUUGACACGAACCGGUGCGCCUGGCACCUACUACCAUACCCCGUUCAAAGGCACUUAAAUAUUUUGUCUUGCCCAUUCACCCUCUGAAUGGCACACAUACACAAUCCAUGUCUCAAGGCUUAAAAAUCCUUCUUUAACCCGUCUCCUCCCCUUCAUCUACACUGAUUGAAGUGGAUUUAACAAGUGACAUCCAAUAAGGGAUCAUAGCUUUCACCUGGAUUCACCUGGUCAGUCUGUCAUGGAAAGAGCAGGUGUUCCUAAUGUUUUGUACACUCAGUGUAUAUAAUGAAUAGUGUGUCAGUUCAGAUAUCGCCUUGUACGAGUGGUAAUGUUCUGUAAUAACCAGAUGUCUCUCUGUGUCUCCAGCUGCUCUACCUGCUGGACAUGGUGAAGAAUGGGAUCAGACAGCAGAACCUCAGGAUGCCCUUCGUACUGACCACAUACAUCACCAAGGUGGCCCAGCAGAUGCUGAAACCAGAGGAGCACAUGUAUGUGGUGGUGAACAGGUUCCUGCUCUCCCACCAG
This is a messenger RNA of Coregonus sp. 'balchen', 41479 nucleotides long. Lineage: Eukaryota; Metazoa; Chordata; Actinopteri; Salmoniformes; Salmonidae. The record is from the annotation of a GenBank genome assembly.